AUGUCUGUUCGUGCAUACCUAAAUGAAUUACCUGAUCAACAAGUCUUAUACCAGUUUACUGAAAAUUUGCAAUCUGAUGACGCUUACCGUGCCCUCAGUAGUUUUCAUAUGCAAGAACAUAAAUUAUUACAAGAAAUAAGAAAAAUGCUGGAAAAACGUAUUCUUCUUGAUCUGGACUA
Messenger RNA from Didymodactylos carnosus, 179 nucleotides. The record is from the annotation of a GenBank genome assembly. Lineage: Eukaryota; Metazoa; Rotifera; Eurotatoria; Philodinida; Philodinidae.